UUCUUUUCGAGCAUCAACAACUGCCGUCAAGAUGAUGUCGACCAUCGACGAGACGGACGAGCCCUCACUGACAUUCUCCGAAUUAAAUCAACAAGACGACGAUAGUUUGUUUUACGAGUCGAGAUUUCUAGAAGAUUUCCAACCCGUUUCGUUACUCGGCCGGGGCGCUUUCGGCCGGGUCUUUGAGGCCCGUAAACUCAUCGAUCAGAAACACUACGCCGUCAAGCGGAUCAAACUGCCUUCCAAUAAGGAGGCCAGAGCCAAAGUCAUGCGAGAAGUCACCGUUUUGGCGGAAUUGAAUCACCGCAACAUUGUCCGUUACUUUCACGCCUGGCGGGAAUUCCCUCCGUCCGGAUGGCAGGAAGUGCAGGACGCCACUCAACUGGCCAAACUGUCGCCAUCCCAUCAGCAAUCGAACGGCCAUUACAGUGAAAGCGAAUUCAGUCAGACGACGAUAACAACCACUAAAAUGUCUAGCACACUGAAAUCUCCGGCCCCUUCGUUCGCUUCCAUCUUCGGCGACUUGAGACCGAACAGGAACAGCAGCAGCAAUUCCUCUUCGCUGGCCAUCGAGCUGGCCACACCCAACAGCACACUGUCCAGGAACUACGACAAGUACCUGUACAUCCAGAUGGAACUGUGCCGCAAAGAAAGUCUGGCCCAGUGGCUGGAGACUCGACAACCCGCACAAGACAUUGACCAAAUGUACCGCCAAAUUCUCCAGGCCGUCGCCCACCUCCACUUUAAAGGAUUGAUCCACCGCGAUCUGAAACCGUCAAACAUUUUCUUUGCCAUGGACGGGACCAUCAAAGUCGGCGAUUUGGGACUAGUCAAGGACAUGGUGGCCGAAGGAAACGGCUGGAAUAGCCAAGGAUUGCAGUCGGUGAAUUUGGUCCCAGCAGCACCUCAACAGCAGCAAUCGCCUUGCAAAAACCACACGGAUCAAAUUGGCACUCGGCUCUACAUGAGUCCCGAGCAAGUGGCGUCCAAGCCCUACAACCACAAGGUCGACGUGUACGCCCUGGCCGUCAUCCUCUUUGAAUUGCUCGUUAAAUUUAACACGGGCAGCGAACGAGCUCACGUCAUCCCCGAAUUGAAAUUACUCCGCUUCCCGCCAACUUUCAAAAAAGACCACGGCGCCCCAGUGGAGCAAUUGCUGACUGAAAUGCUCGCAGUUAAUCCAGACAGACGGCCGGAAGUCAAAGACAUCCUCGAGCAUUCCUGGAUCAGCCCCAAGGCGGAGUCGACAAUCGACAAGGAUUCGACCAAAGCCAAAAUCAAAUCACCAAACAAAAAGGAAUCGUCCAGUAGUUCACUGGCAAAGAGAAAGUAUUACAAAUUGCUGGUGAUUGGCGACCAGAACACGGGCAAAACGUCCAUCAUCCAUCGCUACGUUCACGGAAGCUUCCGGGACAAGUACGAGGUGACAGUCGGUGCGGGAAUCAAUUUCAAGGAAAUCGCCUGGAACAACACGGACCACCUGACAUUAGAAUUCUUCGAUAUCGGAGGAGAAGAGAGAAGCCGAUUCAUGACGAGCGCCUUUUACAGGAAGGCCGUCGGGGCUUUUGUCGUGACGGAUGUGACUCAACCCAACGGAUUCCAGGCGGCCACAUUGUGGAAGAAAGACCUGGACAUGAAGCUGCGGAUGCACGACGACACUCUCCUGCCCUGCGUCCUUUUAAUCAACAAGUGUGACGGAGCGACGGCAGAUCAGAAACAUUCCAGCAACGAAUUGGAUCCAGCUCAAGUGGAUCGAUUCUGCCGCCACCAGAAAUUCAGCGGCUGGUUCGACACUUCGGCCAAAAACGACAUCAACAUCGACGAGGCCGUUCAAUUCCUCGUCGGCAAAGUGCUGGCCGGAGAGACGAGCCAGGAAGAAGGAAAAGACGAUCAAGAUCCGCCCAAAAAGUUGUUGGACGACAACAUUUCCCUGUCCAGCGAAAAGAAUAACCACAAGAAACAGAAAAGUUGGUGUUGAAAUGUACUCAAAUUGGUAGCGCUGCUGAUGUAUAGAAUGUAUUUUGUCAAGAUAAUAAUUGGACGCGCCAAUAACUCAAUUUUUCGAAAUAAAAAAGGAGAAACUG
Daphnia pulex (common water flea) is the source of this 2084-nucleotide messenger RNA. Its product is annotated as eukaryotic translation initiation factor 2-alpha kinase-like. The coding region runs from base 32 to 1978 and encodes 648 amino acids. Gene Ontology annotation, biological process: protein phosphorylation. The transcript is spliced from 8 exons. The record is from RefSeq and is a predicted model, not a curated record. Gene Ontology annotation, molecular function: GTPase activity; ATP binding; protein kinase activity. Lineage: Eukaryota; Metazoa; Arthropoda; Branchiopoda; Diplostraca; Daphniidae.